GGGAGCCGAGGGAGGAGACGGAGACGAGAAAUCUGGGGAGGUUUGUGGAGCAGAACGAACAUCCGGGUGUCCGGGAGUGCGGCCAGGAGGGGGACCGAGGAACUUGGCGCACAGCCUGCCGGGGCAUGGAGUCCCGCUGAGUCUUGUACGCAUGUGCGAGGCGUCGAGGCGGCUUGGGGGGACCUCGCCUGGGAGAGUGAGGUGAGCAAGGGGAGAAAGGCGAGAAGGAUGGGGCGGUGGGUCCUGGUAGUCUGUAGUCGCUUGAAUACAGCCAGAGGCUCUCACUGGUCACUGAGACGCCCCACAUAGAUCUGGGGGCUGGAAGUUCGCCAUCAAGUGCCAGUCAGGACGUCUCGGUGCUGCCAGCCACAUGGAAGGUACGUCGCUGCCACCCCAGCCUGCCCCUGUGAAGCAGGAGGGCCAGGUGGAUGAGGGCCUGGCGCUGGAUUCACCCUGGCACCGCUUUCGCCACUUCCACCUGGGUGAUGCGCCGGGACCACGGGAGGCACUGGGGCUGCUUCGAGCACUGUGCCGGGACUGGCUGCGGCCAGAACUGCGCACCAAGGAGCAGAUGCUGGAGCUGCUGGUGCUGGAGCAGUUCCUGAGCGCUCUGCCUGCCGACGUGCAGUCCUGGGUGUGCAGCCGGCGGCCACAGAGCGGAGAGGAAGCCGUGGCCCUGCUGGAGGAGCUCUGGGGACCAGCAGUGAGGGUGCCUCGGGACGAGUCAGCCGACUCUGGGGUCAGCGUGGGAAAGGAAGAAGGCGGGAUGAUGCCCCUAGCAGGAGAUGCAGUCGCGGGGGCUGAGGUGCCGGCGACAGCGGACGCCCAGCCCACGCGCCCUUACAAGCAGGAGCCAGGCAGCCCUCCGUUGGCACCCUGUCUGCCCGCCCUCCCCACCCUGCUGGCGGCCCCAGGCGCCACGGCCACGUCCUGCCCUGAGUGCGGCCAGACUGCACUGAAGCCCGCCCACCUGCUGCGCCCGCGGCAGAACCUCACGGCCGAGAAGCCUCACACUUGCCCUGAGUGCGGCAAAGCCUUCCGCCGCAAGGAGCACCUGCGGCGCCACCGUGGCACGCACCCUGGCGUGCCCCCCGCGGGCAGCCCCGCGCUGCGGCCGCUGGCGGUGCGCGAGAAACCGCACGCGUGUUGCGAGUGCGGGAAGGCCUUCUACUGGCGGGAGCACCUGGUGCGCCACCGCAAGACGCACUCCGGCGCACGCCCCUUCGCCUGCUGGCAGUGCGGCAAGGGCUUCGGGCGCCGCGAGCACGUGCUCCGACACCAGCGCAUCCACGGCCGCGCAGCUGCCCCGGCCCCCGAUGGAGGUGGCCCCUUCCCAGCCUGGCCCUUAGGCUAGCUGCGGCUGGCCCCUCCCCACCGCCCCGCGGGCCUGGCCACUCCCUGCUCUGUGCCUCCCAACACCCCUACGCCCGCGCCCCUGACCCCCUUCCCGCCCGCCUCUUCCAGUAUCCCCUCACACCACUCUCCCUUCCUAGGGGUUUCUGCCUCCUGUGCGAAUCUCACUUCUUCCUCUGUCCCGGGCUUCUGCCUCUCCUCUCUCUCCCCUUCACUUUUCCCUCCGGAGCCCAGAAGCGGAGCAGGAGAGCAGGCUUCAAGGGUUCAGAGGCACCUGAAGGGCCGCGUCUGGGUCCAGGGAUCCCACAGACUUGCUCAGAGUGGGGGCUCCCUGCGUGGGGCCCACAGAUCAAACCUGAGGGACUGAAGUACUGCUGUGCAGACACCCCAGGGGCCACGUGGCACCCACUCCCCUGCCUCAGGUGUCACUUUGUGUAGGUCACCCUGGGUCAUCAGGAUUCUUCAAGAGAGCUGGGAUCAGAGGCUGAACUGUGACCCCAGAAGCAGGGCCAUGGGGCUCUGCAAGGAUGGGUGCAGGCACCCCCAAUCCCACGGCCCAGGAACAGUACACACAGACUCAGACCCCCGCCAUCAUCACGUCCCCCACAACCCCUGUGGUUCCUAUUACAUAGAUGGGGAAACCAAGAUGCCUGCUCUCACCCCAGCUGGGCCUGUGCCAAGCCCCCACCCACAUGGACUGUCACGGAGGGGCUGCCCCACACUCUCACCUAUCUUGUGGAUCCUUGUGGGGGUGCACUGCUGUGGCAGUGCAGAAAUGACAGACAUGAGGGUGCCUGUGCCUGUCCCAGAGCGCACUUGGCCACCCUACCUGCAGUUGCCCAGACGGGGAUAAGGUCACUGGCUCCUUAGCAGGGUGCAUGGCACACAGCAGAACUUGGAAGCCAGGUGACCAGUCGCCGUGUCAGCAGCUUGGGGUUACCUCUCAGCUCUCAGGGCAGACAGAGCUGAAGGGAUGUUGGCCUUGGUGACCAGCCACCAGCUCCCAAACCCCACCCCCCGGCCCACUUUUUGAAGCCCCUUCCCAGAGGCUGGCAGAGAGGAGCUAAAUAAAACCUCGCUCUGUU
Molecule: messenger RNA, 2438 nt
Organism: Sorex araneus (European shrew)
Lineage: Eukaryota; Metazoa; Chordata; Mammalia; Eulipotyphla; Soricidae
Gene: ZNF444
Product: zinc finger protein 444
Exons: 5
Coding region: 371-1354 (327 amino acids)
Biological process (GO): regulation of transcription by RNA polymerase II
Molecular function (GO): DNA-binding transcription factor activity, RNA polymerase II-specific; RNA polymerase II cis-regulatory region sequence-specific DNA binding
Source: RefSeq, a predicted model, not a curated record